AUGAAUACUUUUCGUUUUGCGAGGCCCGCAGUCGCCAAGGUGCCGUUCCAGCGGUCCACGCUGCCUCGAAUUGCACGGGCCUAUAGCUCCAAGUCUUAUGAGUAUAUCUUGACCUCGACCCCGAAGCCAGGUGUUGGACAGGUGACUUUGAACCGACCAAAGGCACUCAAUGCACUCUGCACCCCUCUCAUCAAGGAGCUCAACGAGGCUCUCAACGACUUCAACGCCUCCGAUGAGACCUCGGUUAUCAUUCUUACCGGCUCACAAAAGGCUUUUGCCGCCGGAGCCGACAUCAAAGAGAUGGCCCCUCUUACCUUUUCAGAGGCUUACACCAAGGCAUUCAUCGAGUCCUGGUCCCUGCUGACCACUCAAGUGAAGAAGCCCAUCAUCGCUGCCGUCUCUGGCCAUGCUCUUGGCGGUGGCUGUGAGCUUGCCAUGAUGUGCGAUCUCCUCUACUGCACCGAAACCGCCAACUUUGGCCAGCCCGAAGUCAAGCUGGGAACCAUUCCCGGCGCCGGUGGCAGCCAGCGACUCACUCGUGCCAUUGGCAAGUCCAAGGCCAUGGAGCUGAUCCUGACGGGCAGGUCCUUCAGCGGUGCUGAGGCUGAGAAAUGGGGCCUUGCCGCCAGGACCUUCCCCACACACGAUGCCCUGAUGGAGGAGACACUGAAGCUCGCUGAGACCAUUGCCGGAUACUCAAAGGUCGCUGUCCAGGCAUGCAAGGAGGUUGUCAACAAGAGCCAGGAUCUUGGCCUGCGGGACGGAGUCGAGUUUGAGAGACGCGUCUUCCACAGCCUGUUUGGCAGCCAAGACCAGAAGAUUGGCAUGAAGGCUUUCGCCGAGAAGAAGAAGGCUGAGUGGACUCACUCUUAA
Trichoderma aggressivum f. europaeum is the source of this 873-nucleotide messenger RNA. RefSeq lists its product as uncharacterized. Gene Ontology annotation, biological process: fatty acid beta-oxidation. Lineage: Eukaryota; Fungi; Ascomycota; Sordariomycetes; Hypocreales; Hypocreaceae. Gene Ontology annotation, cellular component: mitochondrion. The transcript has 2 exons. Gene Ontology annotation, molecular function: enoyl-CoA hydratase activity. Bases 1 to 873 code for a protein of 290 amino acids. The record is from RefSeq and is a predicted model, not a curated record.